Messenger RNA from Acanthocheilonema viteae, 234 nucleotides. NCBI's taxonomy places the organism in Eukaryota, Metazoa, Nematoda, Chromadorea, Rhabditida, Onchocercidae. The record is from the annotation of a GenBank genome assembly.
GCCUGUCCAUCAAAAGGACCUCCCGGUGCCCCAGGUCUGCCAGGACGAGAUGGACGAAAGGGAAGUCCAGGAAAAAAAGGGCAACGGGGAGCUGAAGGAGAAGAAGGAGAUCGUGGAGCAGCAGGAGUCACAGGGUAUCAAGGUGAUCCAGGUCCUCCGGGAGAUGCGGGAGAGCAGGGAGACAAAGGGAGAGCUGGAUUGCCAGGUCAGAGAGGGUCGAAUGCAGGAAGAUAG